This is a messenger RNA of Cylindrotheca closterium, 684 nucleotides long. Lineage: Eukaryota; Bacillariophyta; Bacillariophyceae; Bacillariales; Bacillariaceae. The record is from the annotation of a GenBank genome assembly.
AUGAUUUCCCAACCCAAGGUCAUCAUACUACCCGUUACCCACCAAGUAAUCCAGCGUGUUGAAGCUUGGGCUGCUGCCAAAGGUGUUACUUCCAUGAAGUGCUUUGAUAAGAAGAGAGAUUUGGAGACAUUUCAAGAUGGCAACCAAAUCGCAGGAGUGGAUGACACGGAACAAGGUUACAUAGAAGAAGCCUUUGAUCAGGACUAUGAUCCUGAAGAUGAAGAUGAACGUGAUUUCAAUCUACAUGGACAAUUUGAUGAUAUCAAUGACUCCGAAAGAGAAGAGCUCUUGGCAGAUGCAGACAAUGAUGUCGAUGAUAUGCCAGAACUCAUUGUCAGAUUCCAAGGAGAUGAUGACUAUGAAUCAGACGACGAUUUGGGUGAUGAAGGCGGUGAAGAGGAAGAACCUAUUGUGGCCAAUUUGGAUCACCAUCAAGAAAAUGUCAAUAGAGGAACCGAUGAUAUUGGGAGCCUCAUUACUGAUCUGGAGGACCUACAAGAACCGCCAGAAGAAGAGAUUGUAUUUGAGCCUGAAACGCCUCAAGUAGCAAAAGUCAUUCAAUCUGGGCAAACGUAUGCGCAAGCUGCAAUGUCUGGGCUGAACCUUUCUCAAGUUCCAAAGAAACCAAGAGAAUGGCCUUCGAGCAGGAGUGGCAGUUCUGCCAAUAAGAACAAGAAUCGAGUU